GGACACACGUCACAGGAAAAACACUUCACUUCCGACAGCGAGGUCAAGAUGGCGCGCUGCAGCAUGUGAAGGGGACUCAGCGGCAGCCGGUCGUUCGCUUGAGGAACAUGUACAAAACACCAUGUAGUAGACUGACGGGAGUCUGGAAAUGCCUUCCACGUGAUGGUUUGGUUGGUGUCAGCGUGCAGCAGAAGCUCAUUGCAAAUGCGGCUAGGAGUCAUAUGAGUGCCAGGAGUCUGAUUCAGCUCUGCAGGAAAAAUCAAGCAGAAUGGAUCACGUUCCAGCAUCUCUGCUUUUUGAAGAGACAGUAUGUGAAGAGCAGCAGCGGUCUCUGCCAGAGAGCGAGACCCAAGCAGGAGCAUGUUGCCUCUGUGCUGGACGAUCGAGAUGAUUCGGUGGUCAGUCAGGUUCAGCAGAUCCCAGCCUUAAAGCCUGAACCAGGUACUGUGGUGCCGCCAUGUAACCCGGUUGAACCAGAAGCGGCUAGGGCAGCCCGCUUGGAGGCCCGGCAAUGGAAGGAGUUAAAGGUUGAAUACAGUGAUUUACCAGGGAUUUACGCACGGCUCUCCAAACUUAAAUUAACAGCUCUUGUGGUUACUACGGCAGCUGCUGGCUAUGCCAUGGCUCCAGUGCCCUUUGACCCUGUCACUUUUUUGAUGGCUUCAGUCGGAACGGGUCUCGCUUCCUGUACAGCCAAUUCCAUCAAUCAGUACUUUGAGGUGCCCUUUGACUCAAAUAUGAAUCGUACCAAAAACAGACCUCUGGUUCGAGGACAAAUCAGUCCUCUGCAUGCCGUGUCAUUCGCCCUGGCGUGUGGGAUCCCAGGUGUGACCCUGUUGACCCUGGGUGUAAAUCCCCUGACUGGCUUCCUGGGCGCCCUGAACAUCUUCCUGUACACGUGCUGCUAUACUCCCCUGAAACGCCUGAGCAUCACCAACACCUGGGCGGGUGCCGUGGUGGGCGCCAUCCCACCUGUAAUGGGCUGGACAGCAGCCACCGGCGCUCUCGAUCCAGGAGCGCUCUUACUGGGAGGUUUCCUGUUCUCCUGGCAGUUUCCUCACUUUAAUGCACUAAGCUGGAAUCUAAGAGAGGACUACUCGCGCGGCGGGUACCGAAUGAUGUCCGUCACCCAUCCCGGCCUUUGUAAACGUGUGGCCCUCCGCCACAGCGUAGGCCUGAUUGGCCUAUCAGCCUUGGGCCCCGUGCUGGACGUCACCACCUGGACGUUCCCCUUAGUCUCUCUGCCCAUUAACCUUUACAUCAGCUACCUGGCUUUCAGGUUCUAUCGCUAUGGCGACAGGCAGAACGCCCGGAAGCUGUUUUUCUGUAGUCUUUGGCACCUGCCCAUGCUGCUGCUGCUGGCCCUCACCUGCAAGAAGAACCGCGUGCCGCAGGACGAGGCAGCUGUGUCUCCCAGCAUGCCGUCUCUGGCUCUGUAGAGCAAACUCAAUCCCCUGCCAUAUUCAUACUGGCUACAUAACUGCGAUCAGCCCUAAAAUGAAUCAUCUUGGAGCUAAAAAGACACCAAAAGUUGUGUACCUUGGAGAGGGAAGUCAUAACCUCUUUCCAUUGUUGUAAAAGUUUCCCUCAGGGAAAAAUAACUAUAUAAAAAUCCCUGAAUUCACUCAGGUAACUUGUACACAAAUCAAUGCUCUGUGUGUGUAAAUAGAUUAAAUAUUUAUUUGACGCAGCCCCCUGUUGUCUGUAAACUCAUAGACUGAUUUGUGUCUAUGUGGAUCAUUGAAAUUAAGACAAGAAAACGUUUUGCCUAGAAUUAAACCAUAUGCCAUUACUGUGGAUAUUUUGGUUGGAUGCGAUAUAGGCCCGAUAAUGGAGAACAGUUUGUUUUAAUGCACCUAUCAAGUAAUUUCCAAGUUUGUUCUCAUCUAAUUACUUGCUAAUUGACAUUUUCCAAGUUUUCACUUUCUGAGUCUGUUAAUAUUUCAUUUCGGCUAUAAAUGAUUUAGUAAAGAAACCGCUGAGUCUCACUGCAGGCCCAGAAGUCUUUAUUCUGCUUGAAACUCCGUCCCUCUGAGUCUGAGUUGAGAUGUUGAAAGGAUGAUCGUUUUAGAGAGCCCUCGGGUAUUAGCUCCAUCAAAGAUCCUUACUAGUCAAAUAAACUCAGUCAACUCAUUUGAACUCCCCAGAACUGAAUGACUGUUGAUUCAUUGAAUGUAACAGUGCUAAAUAUCACUGACUGCAGCCAUGCUUUGUUCGUUACUGUUUGCUCUCUCCAAACAGCUACAUUCAGCACCUUCACGGUUUACCCACAUCUAGCCUCACUGUACCAAUGAUUUGUGCAAGACGCAAAAACAAUGAAAGUUCUUAUUAAAAUAAGUUGUGAUCAA
Messenger RNA from Onychostoma macrolepis, 2348 nucleotides. It is a transcript of the gene cox10, whose product is annotated as protoheme IX farnesyltransferase, mitochondrial. The transcript is spliced from 7 exons. NCBI's taxonomy places the organism in Eukaryota, Metazoa, Chordata, Actinopteri, Cypriniformes, Cyprinidae. Gene Ontology annotation, biological process: heme biosynthetic process. Gene Ontology annotation, cellular component: mitochondrial membrane; mitochondrion. Bases 108 to 1439 code for a protein of 443 amino acids. Gene Ontology annotation, molecular function: protoheme IX farnesyltransferase activity. The record is from RefSeq and is a predicted model, not a curated record.